CGAAAGUAGACGGAUUUUUCACCUGCCGGAAGGUUUAUGUUUGUUUUAUUAAUUAAUAGGGCUAUAAAUUAAUUAGAAAACUAUGGCUACCGGAGGAAUUGAUGAUAACAUUCAGGAAUGUGGUAGUGACGCCGUCGGUGGAAGAAUCGGGAGCAAGUGUGAACCUUGUCGUCGUCGGGACAGGCCAGAGGUGGCUUCGUUGUUCUGUAAUACAUGCAAGGUAUAUCUAUGCGAUGACUGUUGUGAAGUACACAAGAUACAUGUAGAUGGACAUCAAAUCGUGGCUGCCCAUAAAUAUUCAUUCAAGGCAAAGGUCGAUAUGAAGGGACUAGAUCAGUGUUUAGAACACUCACGAGUAUUUAUGUUCUACUGUGAAGACCAUUGCGAUUUAUGCUGUGAAAUAUGUGCAAUUGCACACCAUCGAAAAUGCAACGAUGUUCACGAAAUAGCAAAGUUGGCUAAGAAUGUGAAAGAUGAUGAAAGGGAAAAGAUACGUGCUUCCAUUAUCACUACCUCAGAAGUUAUAAUGAAAUGCAAGGAAGUUCAAUUGAACAACGUUUCGCGAGUUGAAGAAAUUGUAAAAGAAAUCGAUAUUUACAAGGAAGACAUAUUGACGAAAAUUGAGAAAGCCAAGGCGCAAAUAGUCAGCGAAAUGACAAACCAUAACACACAGGAAGAUGAGCGUCUUAAUACGAAGAAAAAAGUGGCUGAAAACCUGAAGAGAGAACUUGAGCCGCACUUGGCAAUGUCAGAGAGCGUUCGCGAGAAUGGAACGGAAACGGAAAUAUUCAUUCUAAACCACAUUCUCAAAAGGACACAAGUCAAGGCAUCGCAAACACUGAACACUUUGUUGAAGAAUGAAUACACCGUCAAGGUGGGAAUAACAAUCAACGAAAAUGUUUUAAACAUAAAAACUACUGAUGUCGCAUUAUUCUCGUUAAAUAAAAAAUCGGCGGUGCGUCUGGAGCUGUUGAAAACCAUGGAGCUCGUGAAGACAGAGGACGACCAGAAGGAACCGUUGUUUUCUGGCGUGGACUUUCUACCGGACGGCAGAAUCGUCGCCGUUGAUAGCAGGAACUUGAAAUGUUUUAUGUUGAGUGACACACUGAAGAGGUUCGACACAUUUUAUAAAUUUAAGACAUAUCCUAGGGACGUAACUUCUUACUCUGAGAACAAUAUUGCAGUAACCGUCAGUGCCGGAGAUAUCCGAACCAUCUUCCUCCUAACAGUGGGCAGUGACAACACGAUCACGCUCAUGAAGACGCUGACCACGUCCACCAACUGCUUCUCCAUCUGUCACCUGAACGACCGCACGCUCGUAGUGAGCACCUGGGACGACCCGCGGCCUGCCAGGAAGUUCGACGUAGACGGCAAGGAGAGCGACUUUGAUAACGUGAAGUUUCCUGGAAAGACGUAUAAGCAUGAUGAAAGUAAAUGUACCUACAUACCAUCCCGGGAUACGCUUGUUCUAAUUGACAGGUUUGCUCACACAGUUAUCAUGUAUAACACCGUGACCGGCACAAGCAGCGUGGUUAAUGAUGAUCGGUUACGGGAACUAAAAAGUGCAUGUGUUGGCCCUGAUGAAUCCGUGUUUGUGUGCAGUAAGAACACGAAUUCCGUCAUCCAGAUAUCGCCCGACGGGGACAUUUUGGCGUCAUGUGACGUCGACAUGAAGUUUCCGUACGCCGUUGCCGUCUCCAGGGAUGGCUCGAGAAUGGCCGUGACCAACAGUGAGAGUGGCAUGAAAAAACUGAAACUGUUUAAAAUGAUACAAUAAAAAUGUAUGUGUCAAGAUUAGAAAUAAAUGCAAGUGUGUUGUAUAAUUUAUUUUGAAAGUAAAUACAACUUUCUGUUCGAACAUUAAUUUUGUGAAUAGCUUGUAAAUUAGAUUCUUGUAGUUUUACAUAUGUAUAUGUAUUAUAUGUAUUUUAAAAACAACGACCAUUAUUUGUCUUGUACUUAUAUAUUUAUAAAAUAAUUAUGUUUCUUUAUAUAAUUGAUUGAAAAAUGAUGAAACACCCUUAGGAAAGGUACAAACGAAAUUCUUUACACUCUUUAUGAAACGGCUUCCAGAGUAUUGUAUUUACUAAAGUGUAAGAGAAACUUUAACAAACGCAAUACAUGAUAGAAAGUAUAAUACUUCGAUUAAUUUUGUAUUUUGG
Mya arenaria is the source of this 2162-nucleotide messenger RNA. RefSeq lists its product as uncharacterized. The transcript has a single exon. Gene Ontology annotation, cellular component: nucleoplasm; chromatin. The record is from RefSeq and is a predicted model, not a curated record. Gene Ontology annotation, molecular function: ubiquitin-protein transferase activity; zinc ion binding. Bases 83 to 1777 code for a protein of 564 amino acids. Gene Ontology annotation, biological process: positive regulation of DNA-templated transcription. NCBI's taxonomy places the organism in Eukaryota, Metazoa, Mollusca, Bivalvia, Myida, Myidae.